Molecule: messenger RNA, 1425 nt
Organism: Manduca sexta (tobacco hornworm)
Lineage: Eukaryota; Metazoa; Arthropoda; Insecta; Lepidoptera; Sphingidae
Gene: CPR56
Product: cuticle protein 16.8
Exons: 4
Coding region: 214-774 (186 amino acids)
Cellular component (GO): chitin-based extracellular matrix
Molecular function (GO): structural constituent of chitin-based larval cuticle
Source: RefSeq, a predicted model, not a curated record
GUGUGCCCUGCGGUUGCAUCUUCAUCUCGUAUAGGGAGAUACAUACAAGUAUUAAUUCGGUAACCAGCUGUACUCGAUUAAGUAUAGUACGUUGAGAAUUUUUUAAAAUUUCUGUCAUAUCUCUCUUGUAUUGGGAAAUAAUUUGGAUUUUUUUGUGAAUCUAAGGAGUGCUUUAGCAGUGCGUUUUAAGAAUUUUAUUAGUGGAAUAUUAAUAUGCUGUGCCACACGCUUCUGCUGCUGGCAGUCGCGGCGCUGACCAGCUGCGACGUGUCCCACCUGGAGACAACCACCACGCCACAGCCGCCGCCGAAGCCCUACGUGUUCUCGUACACGGCGGGAAGAUACCCUGGACACGUUGACCGAGAGCAUACAGAGGUCAGCGAUGGCAGUGGAGUUGUUAGAGGCAAGUUCGCGUACCUGGACCCUCGUCAGCAGCUGCGCACGGUGGACUACGUGGCGGACAAGGAAGGCUUCCACCCCGUACUGAACGACGUGCCCCCGGAACACCCCGCCGACUCAGAGUCCGUGGCGCGCGCCAAGAACCGACACUUUGAGCUCUACGCGCAGAUCGCAGAGGACCACGCGCACCACCCGCAUCCUGAAGAAGUUUCCAUCCCACGUCAGUCAGCCGCCGUCGCCGCCGCCACGGCCAAACACGCCCAACUCUUCAAAGUGAUCGCUGAGCAACAUGCACGGAUAGCGGCCGAGAGGGAAGCACUCCUCAGAGAGGAAGAGGAGAAACAACACCUGCAGGAACUAGGACAGUACGCGUAACGCACUCCAAAGAAGCUUUUCGAUGGUCAAAACGGAGAUUGGCGUUAUCUUGAGUUGGAGAAGAGGAAAUACAUUUUGUUUUUUUUAUUUGUUCACUAAACAAUGGCGCACGUCAAAAGAAAGAUGCGCGCGUUAGUGACAUAUUAUUAUGAAAUCAAUAACGCGGGUGUAGGUGGCGCUAGGUGUACAAGUUUAUCGUGUACUAACGUCGCUACGUCACUAACGCGCGUCAAGUUUGGCGCUAGGACCAGAAGUCGAUCUAAUAGUAGAUUUCUGAACUUAUAAAAUAAAUACAAGCUGCCUAAGGUCAUCAAAAAAUGUUUUCGAACUUGGAAAAACAAUGAUGAAUGAGUUAUCUACAUUGCAAUCAUUGCAGUCGUUGUAAAAUCUGAAUUUCCGUUUAUUUUCCUGCAAUCAAGAUCACACUACAUUAUCAGCAGUCUUCGUUAAAAAAAAUUGGAAGAAAUAUUUUUGUAUAAACUUGCCAUAACAAAAUUAUAGCGUAAAAAGUUUUUGUAAAUAUUUGUAUUUAAGUAAAGCUAAUACUCUGAAUGCCAUACGUAGCAUACGUCGGAUUAGUCUCGCUAGUUGUUUUUAUUUUUAUAACUAAAAUUAUGCUGUCGAAAAGUGAAUAAAUGUUUUAAAAAUUGA